This is a messenger RNA of Chrysoperla carnea, 1999 nucleotides long. It is a transcript of the gene wls, whose product is annotated as protein wntless. The transcript is spliced from 12 exons. Gene Ontology annotation, biological process: intracellular protein transport; Wnt protein secretion; Wnt signaling pathway. Gene Ontology annotation, cellular component: organelle membrane; endomembrane system. Gene Ontology annotation, molecular function: Wnt-protein binding. Lineage: Eukaryota; Metazoa; Arthropoda; Insecta; Neuroptera; Chrysopidae. The coding region runs from base 50 to 1702 and encodes 550 amino acids. The record is from RefSeq and is a predicted model, not a curated record.
CAUAGAAAGACAAUACCGGCGUCUUUAUGUCAAAUAUAUUGAAUUAAAAAUGCCUGGAACAAUAUUAGAAAAUUUAAGUGGUCGUAAAUUGGGAAUUUUAGUCUCAAUAUUAUUGAUAAUACAAAUCAUUUGCUUCUUUAUUGGUGGUCUUUUAGCUCCCCCGCCAUCGGGACAUCAUAGUAUUUUAGCAACAAAAUGUUUGGAUGAAACUGGUGAUAUCAAUUAUACAAAUCGUUGGUAUUAUAAUCGUGGUGUUGGAUCUUGUGAAGGAAUUCAUUCAUUUACUGCGGAUGGUAAACCAAUUCGAAGUGAUGAUAUUUCAUUGGCGAAUAAAAUUGUUUUUGUCUUUCAAAUGCCGUUGCCACGAAAUAAUAUGGAGCUGGACUAUUCUCGAUGGCAUCAAACAUUGAUUGGAGUAUUAAAUGUGGACAUUUCCAGUGAUAAUUCCAUGGAUUUUGAUGAACCUGUACCAAUUACAAUUCACGCUCAAUUAGGAUAUCGUAACAAAGGUGAUCCAGACAAUGCUUGGAAGUUUUAUGCUGGAUCGGUUGAACAACGGAUAAUCGAUUGUCAAAUUGAUAAAGCCGAUAAGCACAACUAUAAUUGUUCAAUGAUACCAUUAUUCGAAUUGGGAUCGGUUCAUCAUGAUUUUUAUUUAUUGAAUUUACGUCUUCCAAUCGAUACUGAAAUGAAUAUGAAUAAUCAUUUGGGACAUAUUGAAGACGUUCAUUUAACGGUUAUCCAUCAAAAUGGCGGUUUUACAAUGGUAUGGAUGGCCUUCAAAACAAUAUUCUUCCCAUUUAUCGUGGGUGUUAUGAUUUGGUUUUGGCAUCGAGUUACAUUACUCUCAAGAUCCCCAGCUUUACUUGAAUAUAUGCUCCUAUAUUUAGGAUCAACUUUAACUCUUCUCAAUUUACCUUUGGAAUAUUUGACCCUAUUUUGGGAUUUGCCCUGCAUGUUAUUAUUGGGGGAUAUUCGACAAGGGAUAUUUUAUGCGAUGCUGCUAUCAUUUUGGUUAGUUUUUGCCGGUGAACAUAUGUUGAUUCAAGAUAACACCGAACGCAAUUCAUUGAAACCAUACUGGAAACAUUUAAGCGCUGUCGCAAUUGGAUGCCUCUCGUUGUUCAUUUUUGAUAUGUGCGAACGUGGAAUUCAAUUAAUCAAUCCAUUCUAUUCAAUUUGGGUCACGGAAAUUGGUACACAUUUGGCUUUAUCGUUUAUAAUAUUGGCGGCACUUUCAGCAUGCAUGUAUUUCGUAUUUUUAUGCUACAUGGUUUGGAAAGUAUUUUGUAAUAUCAGCGUAAAACGAUCAAGUUUACCGAGUAUGUCAAAAGCCCGACGUUUACACUACGAAGGAAUCAUCUAUCGAUUUAAAUUUUUAAUGUUAUCAACAUUACUUUGCGCUGCUUUAACAAUUAUUGGAUUCAUCCUUGGACAGGUAUCUGAAGGUGAAUGGAAAUGGGACGAACAUGGUAUCGAAUAUUCUUCUGGAUUCUUUACUGGCGUCUAUGCAAUGUGGAAUGUUUACAUUUUUGCAUUAAUUGUUUUAUAUUCGCCAAGCCACAAAAAGUGGCCAUCAGAAUCGCUUACAGGAGAUAAAAGUAUUAGUGAAGAAAUUGAAUUUAGUCGUUUACCAACUGAUCCAAGCCAAAGUGAGAUAUCUUCGUUAACAUCGUUCGCACGAAAAGCAGCUGUAGAAUAAGAGCUGACUAUGCUAGAGGGACCGCUUAUGAGGUAAAUGGUACUUGUCAGACUGCUUAAAUCCACCACUGCUGACAGUUGAAAUCUACAACAAAGUUUCCAAUCUAGAAAUUGGAUAUUUGAGAACAUCAUAUAAGUUCCAAAAAUAAAAUUUUUAUGUAAAAAUUAUUUUUUAAAUAUGUUUUUAUGAAUAUAAUUUGUCAAAUUAUCAUAAAAUAAAAAAUAAUUCUGUAUUAUAUGCUUUAUGUAAAUUUGUAUUAUUUUUAACACAAUUAUAACAGUGACUCUAAAAAUGUUA